CUCUCUGCACUGCAGUCAGCGCUACUCGCUCAGUUGGCGUAGGAAGGUCACGUUACAAAGCGGGUCGGCACUCGCUGCUGCUGGAGAGAGGAGGACUGCGCAAAAACCACGGCCCGGAUUUGUGCCUGGCUGACGUCAUGUGGAGCCACAGACCUCUUUGACAGGAUCCAGCAACGAAAAGCGCCGGGGAUAUAUGAGCGACGUCCAGCCGGGAGAUGUCGACGAGCACGUCGCUGUUUUGCGCCACAUACUCGCCCGAGAAGUGAAGCCAGACGCGGAGAUUUCGCUCAGCUCGAUUGUGCGAUUGCGGCGCACCAUGAGAGCGCCUACCCGUCAUUAAAGGGACUACAACGGCUGCUUUCUGCCUCAAAACGAGCUGUUGACCGUGGAGGGAUAAGCAGCCAGAGAACAACUGCUAAUCCCCUGGACGGUCACAUUCACGGCGGGGCUCGGACCCGACAGAAAUGGACAGGGCAGCACGAACUGGAUUAGAUGAUCGGGAGUGAAGGAGACGCCGCGAACAAAGCGAACCUCAACUGUUAUGCUCGUUAAGCCGCGCGCUCUUUAUUUGGCUGGAAAUGGGAGCUUUGACGAGCAGACAAAACAUAGGCGUGGAAGAAGUGGACAUUCCGUCCAAUUCGGUGUACCGUUAUCCACCGAAAUCUGGGAGUUACUUCGCCAGCCAUUUCAUCAUGGGGGGAGAGAAGUUUGACUCCACCCAUCCGGAGGGUUACCUGUUUGGGGAAAACACAGACCUUAACUUCCUGGGGACCAGACCUGUGGCGUUCCCAUAUGCAGCCCCUCCACCUCAGGAACCAGUAAAGACGUUACGAAGCCUUAUAAACAUCCGUAAGGACACGCUGCGGCUCGUACGGUGCAGCGAGGACCUGAAGCUGCCGGGUGACGAGGCGGCGGGGAAGAACCGGGCCUGCUACAACAUAGAGUUCACCUUCGACGCCGACACACAGGUGGCCAUAACCAUCUACUACCAGGCCAUGGAGGAGUUUCACAACGGAGUGCCAGUUUACCUGCCCCAGGACAGCUCUCUGCAGUCUGAGACGGUGCACUUCAAGAGGGGAGUGUGCCAGCAGUUCUGCCUGCCGUCGCACACCGUCAACCUCAGCGAGUGGGCUGACGAGGAGCUGCUGUUUGAUAUGGACAAAGAGGUUUUCCCCAUGGUGGUGCAGGCUGUUGUAGACGAGGGGGAAGAACAUUUGGGCCACUCUCACAUACUGCUGGCGACGUUUGAAAAGCACAUGGACGGGAGCUACUGUGUGAAGCCUCUGAAGCAGAAACAAGUGGUGGAUGGAGUGAGUUAUCUGCUGCAGGAGAUCUAUGGGAUAGAGAACAAAUACAACAGCCAAGAAUCAAAGGUUGCUGACGACGAGAUCAGCGACAACAGUGCCGAGUGUGUGGUGUGUUUGUCGGAUGUGAGAGACACACUCAUCCUACCCUGCAGACACCUGUGUCUGUGCAACGCCUGCGCAGACACGCUGCGCUACCAGGCCAACUGCUGCCCCAUCUGCAGACUGCCAUUCAGAGCUCUGCUGCAGAUCCGAGCCAUGAGGAAGAAACUCAGUCCUCUUUCGCCCACCAGCUUUAACCCCGUCAUCACUUCACAGACGUCUGACUCGGAGGAACACUCGGCGUCGGAGCACAUCCCUCCAGGCUACGAGGCGGUGUCUCUCCUGGAGGCGUUGAACGGCCCCCUCAACACCUCCUCGGUGGCCCCUCCUCCCCUCCACUCUGGUCCCAGCCACGUGUCCGGAGCGCUGCCCCCAUACAGCAGCGAGCCUCACCCGGCACCGGCCCGCUCGCUGUCCCCUCUGGACCACUCCAACUCCAGCCAGGGGCUCAAACUCAAGAAGAGUGGGUCGAAGUCCCUUUCCCAGAAUUCCUCUGUGCUUCCCGAGGAGGAAGAUGAGAAGUCCUGCAGUGAAUCUGAGGCCUGUCGCCACAAACUCGCUGUGGACCAGCAGGAGACCGGAGUGACUCCAGACAGCGAGAACCUGACUCUCUCCUCGUCUGGAGCCAUCGACCAGUCAUCCUGCACCGGGACCCCGCUCUCCUCCACCAUCACCUCCCCUGAAGACCCAGUGAGCAGCAGCCUGGUCCAGUCAGUGAUGUCCAUGGCCUCGUCGCACUCGCAGCACUCCCACAUCAGCACUGACACCAUGUCCUCCAUGUCAGGGUCCUACCUGGCCGGGGCCGAGGGCGAGCACGGGGGGGAUGAUGGGGGAGACGGCGACGGCGAGGAGAACCGGGACGCCGCCAUGGAGAGCCGAGGACCGUCGCAGCAGGAUGGGGAGUUUUCCCAGGAGCCAAAGGAACAAAACUACUCAGUGGCCGUAGAGGAGCAGGACUCAGAGGGAAAUGAUGUCACUGAGGAGGACUGCUCCUCCCCGUCGAAUGGGAAAGGUGGGCGGAGCAGGUGUCCAGAGUUGGCCAAUAACAAUCAGGGCGUCGCCCUCUGUGACACGCCCUCUUUGGGGUUGGAUAAUGAGCAGGCUCCCGACAGCCGAUUCGCCGGUCUCAUGUACCUCGGGGGCUACAGGCCUGUUUUGGAGCCCCUCCCCCACCACACCUCCACCAGCAAUAUCAACCUGGAGGAGCAGGGGGCUGAAAACAGGGACGGCCAGAGUCCUAAACAUCCCCGCCGCGGACCACUCAUUGUGUAACACACUCAAACAAACGCACCCACACACACACACACACACACACACACACACACAGACGUCUCCGUCCAGAGUCUGCUCUUCUUACCCUGCCAUAGUGCUGCAUCACUGGAUACUGUCCUCAGUGAACAGGGAAACCCCUCCUCCUCCUCCUCCUCCUCCGUCUGUCUGAACAUUUCCUGGAUUAAUUGUCUUCGCUGGCACUGAAACUCCUCUGGAGCUGAAAGAGGAGGGAAGAGGAACAGAACGGCGCCACCUGU
This is a messenger RNA of Chelmon rostratus (copperband butterflyfish), 2935 nucleotides long. RefSeq names its product ring finger protein 157 (gene rnf157). Bases 579 to 2678 code for a protein of 699 amino acids. Gene Ontology annotation, biological process: protein ubiquitination. The record is from RefSeq and is a predicted model, not a curated record. Lineage: Eukaryota; Metazoa; Chordata; Actinopteri; Chaetodontiformes; Chaetodontidae. The transcript is spliced from 19 exons. Gene Ontology annotation, cellular component: cytoplasm. Gene Ontology annotation, molecular function: ubiquitin protein ligase activity.